Messenger RNA from Emiliania huxleyi CCMP1516, 513 nucleotides. RefSeq lists its product as hypothetical. NCBI's taxonomy places the organism in Eukaryota, Haptophyta, Isochrysidales, Noelaerhabdaceae. The transcript has 3 exons. Gene Ontology annotation, molecular function: DNA binding. The record is from RefSeq and is a predicted model, not a curated record. Bases 1 to 513 code for a protein of 170 amino acids.
AUGACGCUCGCGGCCGCCUCCUCGCUGUCCCAAUCCCGCGUCGCCGCGUCUGCCGGCGACUGGAGCCGCGCACACAGCCUGGCGGAGCAGGCAAUUGCCCUCGGCCAGAGUGAUGCUGCAAAGGAGGCCGCACACGUCGCGCGAGUGCUCGCCGCGGCAGCGAGCGGCCCGCGCGCUGUGCUCAGGGUCUCUGCGAGGCCGGCGGCGGCCGAGGUGAACAAGGCGUACCACCGGCUGUGCGUGCGCAUUCAUCCCGACAAGAAUGACGAUCCGCACGCGGCCCAAGCCUUCGCGGCCCUCCUCGAGCUCGGCCUGCCGGACGGGUGGAUGUAUGUCGAGCGGGUGAGGGCGGAGGGGGCUUCGGUCGGCACCCGCGACCGGUACUACUACAGCCCGGCCGGCGCCAAGCUGUUCCGCUCCAAGCGCGAGAUCCUGCAGCACCUCGCCGCGGGUGGGCCCUGGGGCGCGCGCCUGCGGCUUAAACGGCUUAAAACCGGCCUAGGCCGGUUUUAA